AUGGCGUCUAGCACCAGGUUUGCUCCCCUCCUCCUCCUCGCGCUCGCCGCCCUGGCCGCGGCGGCGCUCGCCCCCUCGGCGUCGGCGGCGGCGGCCGGGACGGAGUACUGCCGGGACACGCUGGGCGGCCUGCUGGCGUGCCACGCGUUCAUGUACGAGGGCGCGCCGGCGGCCUCGCCCGCGUGCUGCGACGCCUAUAGCGCCGCCUUCAACGCCGACCCCUUCUGCCUCUGCUACAUCGCCAACGGCGUCUACGGCCGCUCCACCGGCUACGACGUCAACGUCACCCACGCCCUCGAGAUCCCCACCAGCUGCGGCCAGGUCCAGCCGCCCAUCCAGCUCUGCGACAUGCAAGGAGUGGUACUUCCUCCCUACGAGCCGGAUCAGUCUGGACCCAUGGCCUCGUCGCCGGCAGCGCAGCCACCUUCAGCAGGAUCGGCAGAGCCACCACGGUCGGCUCCUGCGGCGCCGUCGUGGACUUCCCCGCCACCGCCACCACCACCACCAACAACAACCUCCGGCAGUGAUCAAUCCUCGGCGCAGAUGGCCCUCGUGCUCUUCACCGUUGCUGCCGGCAUGGUCGCCGCCGUGGCAUGA
This is a messenger RNA of Triticum turgidum subsp. durum (durum wheat), 597 nucleotides long. Lineage: Eukaryota; Viridiplantae; Streptophyta; Magnoliopsida; Poales; Poaceae. The record is from the annotation of a GenBank genome assembly.